This is a messenger RNA of Doryrhamphus excisus (bluestripe pipefish), 6839 nucleotides long. Lineage: Eukaryota; Metazoa; Chordata; Actinopteri; Syngnathiformes; Syngnathidae. The record is from RefSeq and is a predicted model, not a curated record.
UCAUGUAAUUUUAUAUAUAUUGUGUUGUUCAAUAACACUGUAAGCCAACUUCAUUACAUCAAUAAUUACAUAAAAAUAAAAAUAAUUACAUACAGAAAAGAUGAACAACUAACCUGCUCCGGAAACCACCUAAUGCGCAUGCGUGGAGGCGGCUAAAUUCAAAACUCCUGACGUUAACCUCUCGUUGACGUUAGCUUCGUCCAAGUUAGCCUUUCUUAUGUCCAACUUGGUUCAUCUGGACGUAAUGGACAUAAUUGUUGUGUAACAAGUAGCAGUAACAACUACAAGUUAAAAAUGGAGCCCCUGGACCUUGGCAGGAAUGAUGAAAACAGUGGAUUCUCCAAGAGACGCAUUUCUUCUAUAUUAAAAGCUCCUCGGAAAUCAAUAAAAUUCUCUGAUACAGAGCAACAGGAAAAUCAGGUUGAAAGUGCCAAACCAGUGGAAAAAAGGAUUUCCAGAAGAGUUAGCUUUGCACCAGCCAAUGAUGUUCUUCUUUUCCCCAAGGAUGGGAAAAAUGCCUCGUCAGGCCGAAGUCCAUUACAAGAGCUUAUGUCAACAAGUACCCCAACACAAAAUAGGCUCCAGGUGUCAAGUGAAGAUGGGAUUCAACAAAUUACUGGAAUGGAAACCCUGCUGAGUGCACCUCUUCGUGCCUCUGACCAAAACGAAAAGGUCAUCUCUGACACUGACUUUGGAGAGAAAACUGUGAUGUAUUGUGCGGAUGAUGGAAUCAUGGACAUGACCCAGUCUCACACCAUCAACAUCGAUGUCGACUAUCUUGUUGAUACGCCACAGAAGAACAGUUUCAAUGUAUUUCAGAGUGGCGAGACUACAGUGAUGCCUUCAGCAGACUGCAACGGCCAUAAUGUUAACAUGGCUAGGGGGUUAGAUUUUCCAUUUUCUGGUAGAAACACAGAUUUCAAUCUACCAGUGUCGAGUUUUGAUCCAACUUCGACCAUUUUUCCUGCAAGUCUUUCAAAACCAACUGGAUUGAAUGUGGACACAAACCUUUCCCAGACUAAAACCCAGAAGUUCAACGUGGAUAUAAAAAAUCAGGUUCCAUCUUCUGUUAAAAAUACUGGGAAUGUGAGAGAAUCGUUCCGUGGCAGUGCACUCUCUCAAGAUGAUGACGUUGUCGACACCUGUCGUGUUACGGGGUUGACUGAUGAUAAUGACGAUCCUUUUCAGUGUCUCUUUCCCUCACAAGAAAUGUACUCCCAGUCUGACAAAGGGUCACAAGAAUCACAGAACCAAGAGAACCCACAGAAGCACGCCAUUAUGACACCUGGCUCAUUCACACCAAAAGCACCUGAACACAGGUUCCUAAGGGGGGACGCUGAAGAACACACAGAGAAAACAGUGAUGUUCCCUGCAGAUGAUGCCUAUGUGCACAUGACGCAGAGUCACCCUGUUAAAAACACAACAGAUCAGUCAGCUGCCCCUAUUUAUGACAAUGUUAGAAAAACUGUGACUUCUGUGGAAAAGAGACACAAAGAUACUCUAGGCCGAUCUUCAUCUGCAAAUAAUUUGGACUCCGGAGUCUUUGCCAGCCUCUUAAAGCCCAAAGACACCAGCCUGAAUUCAGGAUAUUCCGGAAUGGCUAACACUGUGGUGACCAAGACACCAUCCAAUGGAGAUCCAGUCUGUCCUGAAGAUGACCUGAGCAUGGAUAUGACAGAAGUUCAAACGGGACAUAUAGAGAUUCGUGGGAGUAAUGACCCACUUCACUCUUUCCGACCUGCACAGGAAAUCCACCCUCAAGGCGGACAAACCUCAUCUCAACAGUUCUGUACUGAAAAGCAGAGGUCAUCUUAUAAUACAGGGAAAGAAACGUCAUUAAAGGCCUCUUUUCAACAUCAGAUGACUUGUGAUAGUCAAGAGGACUGCAGGCAGAAAACGAUGAGAUUCACUGACGACAGCGUACUCAUGGAUGUGACUCGAAGUCACACUGUGAACAUAGACUGUGUUUUACCAAUGCAGUCACACAAAAAUGCGGUCAAUUUACUGCCCAAAGAGGAGAGGACUGUGAGGUUCAGUGCAGAUGACUGCGCUAUGGAUGUGACACAAAGUCACACCACAAAAAUGACCACUCUUGUGGACCCCGGACAACACCAUAAGGUUGACAUUGUACCUGCUGGAGGAGAGAAAACACUAAGGUUUACUGCAGAUGAUGCAGAUAUGGAUGUGACCCGAAGCCAUACCGUAAACAUUGAUAGUCAUUUUGAGCCACACAUCAAAACAAAUGUGGACAUUCUACCAGUUGGAGGCGAAAGAACAAGGUGGUUUUCUGCAGAUGAUGCAACUAUGGAUGUCACACGAAGCCAUACCGUAAACAUUGAUACUCAUUUUGAACCAAUGGCCCGCAACCUUAGUGAAGAUAAGUGGUAUAGAAAAUGGAUGGAUAUUGAAUCAAGGACCAAACAAAAUGUGGAUGCUUUACCGAUUGGAGGAGAGAAAACCUUGCGGUUUUCUGCAGAUGAUGCAGCUAUGGAUGUGACACGAAGCCAUACUGUAAACAUUGAUACACAAAUUGAACCAAGGACCAAACAAAAAGUGAAUGCUUUACCAAUUGGAGGAGAGAAAACCAUAAGGUUUUCUGCAGAUGAUGCAGCUAUGGAUGUGACACGAAGCCAUACUGUAAACAUUGACACCCAUAUUGAAAGAAGGCCCAAACAAAAUGUGGAUGUUUUACCGAUUGGAGGAGAGAAAACCAUGAGGUUUUCUGCAGAUGAUGCAGCUAUGGAUGUGACACGAAGCCAUACUGUAAACAUUGACACCCAUUUUGAACCAAGGACCAAACGAAAUGUAGAUGUUUUACCGACUGGAGGAGAGAAAACCUUGCGGUUUUCUGCAGAUGAUGCAGCUAUGGAUGUGACACGAAGCCAUACUGUAAACAUUGACACCCAUAUUGAAAGAAGGACCAAACAAAAUGUGGAUGUUUUACCGAUUGGAGGAGAGAAAACCUUGCGGUUUUCUUCAGAUGAUGCAGCUAUGGAUGUGACACGAAGCCAUACUGUAAACAUUGAUACUCAUAUUGAAAGAAGGACCAAACAAAAUGUGGAUGUUUUACCGAUUGGAGGAGAGAAAACCUUGCGUUUUUUUGCAGAUGAUGCAGCUAUGGAUGUGACACGAAGCCAUACUGUAAACAUUGAUACUCAUAUUGAAAGAAGGACCAAACAAAAUGUGGAUGUUUUACCGAUUGGAGGAGAGAAAACCUUGCGUUUUUUUGCAGAUGAUGCAGCUAUGGAUGUGACACGAAGCCAUACUGUAAACAUUGACACCCAUUUUGAACCAAGGACCAAACAAAAUGUGGAUGUUUUACCGAUUAGAGGAGAGAAGACCUUGAGGUUUUCUGCAGAUGAUGCAGCUAUGGAUGUGACACGAAGCCAUACCGUAAACAUUGAUACUCAUAUUGAAAGAAGGACCAAACAAAAUGUGGAUGUUUUACUGAUUGGAGGAGAGAAAACCUUGCGGUUUUCUGCAGAUGAUGCAGCUAUGGAUGUGACACAAAGCCAUACGGUAAACAUUGACAGUCAUAUUGAAAGAAGGACCAAACAGAAACUGGAUACCUUACUGAUUGGAGGUGAGAAAACCUUGCAAUUAACGGCAGAUGAUGCAGCUAUGGAUGUGACCCGAAGCCGCACUGUAGCCAUCGAUACCAGGAAACCAGGAGCACAAAAUGUGGUCUGUGUACCUGUUGGAGGAGAGAAAACCAUUAUGUUUUCUGCAGGUGAUGCAGCUAUGAAUGAAACAAGCCACACCGUAAACACUGAUACUCCUUUUGAACCACACACCAUAACAAAUGUGGCUAUUUUGCCAGUUGGAGGAGAGAAAACCUUAAGGUUCUCUGCAGAUGAUACCACUAAGGAUAUGCAACGAAGACACACUGUAAGCAUUUCAGGAAAUUCAAUUUUAAACGAAGAUCCUCCUAUCAAGAAAAGAGAAAAGAUGACUAGUCUGUCAAGAAAUAGAUCUUUGUCAGUACUCAGUUUUGAUACAGGAUUUAAAACGAACGAUUCCUGCUUGGCUAAUCCCAUGAUCACCAGAGAGGAACCUCCAGCAGAGCCGUCCUUUCCAGAAACCUCUGAUCUAGACCACUUCAUCCCAGCCCUACCAAAAACACCAUGCAUGGAUAAUGCAACCAAGGUUCAAGCUCUUGUGGAUAAUGAUGUGAAUGAAAUCCCAAACAUGGCUGCCUCAUUACAAGGAGCAGCAGCUGAUGUUGGCAUGAACAUGACUGAACUUCAAACAGGCUUGAUUGUUGUAGAAAAAUGUUCAGAUGAGCCCUCUCAAUCAUCAACACAAGACCCAUAUGCUGGUCUUCAAGAAGCUAGAAAGGCAACUUCACCUCAGUCCAAUCAAGAAUCAGGACCAAGCAAACACGAUGGAAUGGAAAUCUCGAAUGUUCCAGAUCAUGUAGACUCAAAAGAAACCAAGAUUAGAAAAGACGAUGAAUCACCCAUUGCUAAUGAUCACGAUAGUCCUUCAAGAAAGUCUCGACGAAUAAGUUUAGCUGAUCUCCACAAAAAAGUGAGGCGUUUGAGCUGCUUGGUAAACCCAACUCCUGAGACUCCAGCUGUGGACAGCUGCAAAUCACCUACGCCUCAUUUGGACCCUGGCGUCGACAACACCAAGAAUGAUUUGCUCCCUGCAGCAGUGCCAGAUGUUGAAACAGAUUUAGGAAAUACUAAGGGCGAAGCACCAUAUCCUCCACAAGAAUAUGCAACUGUGGAAACUCCUUUCAAGCUUAAGACUAAAGAGCUGAUGUCAAGACUUUCAGUGGGAGGCUUUAAGGCAAAACUCCCUCAGAAAAACAGAGCUGAUGAUCCAAAAAAGGCAAACUCCAGCCACAUGAAUUCUGAGAGAAAAAGUGCCAGUCGGACCACAACUAACAAUACUGCAAAUAAUUUGGGCAACUGGAAUGAUGAUGACGUGAGUGACAUUUAUGAUGAAGAGCUUGAUAGCUGCGAAGAUUUAUCAGAAACAUUGGAUGAUAGGAGUGCUCCGAAAAUCCCGGAAAAUGCUAUCCCUUUUGAAGGUUUCAACAUCGAUGAAUCUUUAUUGGAUGUUUUUGAAGAAGACAGUGCAAAUUGUGCCCCUGCAAUAAAGAGACGUUUGCCAUCGGAUGAAAGUAACACUGAGGAGAAGAAAAUGAAAAAGUCCAAUCUGAUGGUUUCUGAGGCUGUUGAGACGGGAAUACACCCUCAUAUUCUGCAAUAUGAUGGUAACAUCAUUACAGCUCCAACGACAAUACACACUAUGGAUUCCUCCAGCAGUACUCACACGUCUAGCAGCAGAAGCGACUCCACUUUGAAACGGAGCAUGCUGGAAUCUCAACUAGAAGACUACUCCACUGAUGUACAGAGGAAAUUCGAAGAUGGCACAAUAACGGUAUCAGAGUUCCUUAAGCUCUUCAACAUUGACUUUGUGAUCCAUAAACCCCGGCAAAGCAUGCUUCCUGGCAGAUCUUCAUUCGACACAGAUUGUACACCGAUGGAUGUAGUGAAAGACAAACUUAUAAAUCGGCCCAAACAGCUGGUCUAUGAAGCAGACAUCAAGAGCCUGUCUGAAAAAGUGGAAGGGUUGAAUUACCGAAUGCGGGACUUGGACAAACCUCUUAAAAUGGUCAAUCAAGCAUUAUGGGAAGAGAUGAAAAAUUCUUCAGAAAAUGAGCUCAAAUGUUUUGGUGUAAAACUGAAAGAAAGAAACAACUACUUCAGAAAGAUGAGCAAAGUCCGCUCGCAUGAAAUGAAGGAGGUCCUGUACACAGGUGUCGUGCAGGCUAUUACGGCUGAACAGCAGAAACUAAAAGUUAAAGUUGACGAAUCUGAGGGGAUGAUCAGAAUGCUGGAUGACUGCAUUAGUGAUUUGGAAGCAGAACUUGCAGCAAUUGAGGUGAAAGGAACUGACAGCAAGCCAAGUCUGAAAACACUCCAGGAAGAAUUGCAGAAAGUCAAUGACACAUUGAAUGACAACGAGCGUCAAAUAUGUGAACUGGAGAUGCAGAAAAAGCAAACUUCGAGCAAACUCGACUACCUGAAAGCUGACGUUGCAAACCUCGAGGGCUCCAUUGCCAUCUUCAAUAUGCUCAAUGAAUGGAGGUUGAAAGAAAAGACAGACCAAUAUGCAGUCUACACUUUCCUCAGUGACACGUUGCAUCUGCAGUUGAUGUACAAAGGAAAUGGUGCUGCUGAGGAUCCUGAGCAUGAAAUUUCACACAUCACUUUUACAUUUCUACUUGAUGACACAAGGUCGCAAUGUCACGCCCGCCUGGUUCACAAGCUGCUCUCCCAGCACAUUGACAGCCAAACAGCUUGGGUGGAGAAAUACCCGACAAGCAGUCGUGUUCAAGAGCUGCUCUCUGACGUGUCCUUGGUGGUCAGUCACUGUCGUCUCUUGGGGGAGGAGAUACGGCUGCUAAAAAUGUGGGGAGGUUUACGGCUCAAUAUUGUGGACAUCCGCUGUGUGGACACUCGUGUACAUAUUCUCUUCAGUAGUCUGAGGACGUGCGCCAAAUUCGAGGUGACCUUUUCUGUCAGCUUGGACACCCACAUCUAUAGUCUUCAGGUGCACAGCUUCAACGCCAUCAUCGGGAACACAACGAUCCAGCAGAUUGAAAGCAUCAUUGAGUCGUUCAUUCCGGCCAAGAAGCUCUUGACCAACGUCAUUAAGAAGAUUAACACUGACCUCCUUUGAUGGCGACCAUGCUCUACUUAACCUGCUAAGUUGUGUUGCGGUUUAAAAAAACACUUGUAAAUAUUUGACGUAUACAUACAUUUAUUAAGAGUAGUUCAAAUGUAAUAUUUCUUACUAAAUACUCAUUAAAGCAUUUUUUCUUA